Messenger RNA from Vespula vulgaris, 2050 nucleotides. It is a transcript of the gene Apime-ASTA, whose product is annotated as allatostatins. Gene Ontology annotation, molecular function: neuropeptide hormone activity. The transcript has 4 exons. NCBI's taxonomy places the organism in Eukaryota, Metazoa, Arthropoda, Insecta, Hymenoptera, Vespidae. The record is from RefSeq and is a predicted model, not a curated record. The coding region runs from base 156 to 758 and encodes 200 amino acids.
CGUCAUUCCCGCGUUGAGACAGUACGCUCGCGGUGUGCUCGUAUCAACCUAGAGGAAUCUUUUUGGAGGUGGUGGUACUAUUAGCAAAAGUUGCACCUGCCCAAUUCCCAGCGUCGAAUUUUCUUCCAGCAACAGUAUUGUCUUUGGAAGAAAAGAUGAUGACGUUGAACGUGAUCAUAUUCUCCGUAUUCACUAUUCUCGAAGGAACUGUUCUGGCAAUGGAAGAACCCCCUUCUUCUUCAUCUACGCACACUCAACGUCUCAGUCAAGCAAUAUCGGAUCUGAUCUAUGAUGAACCCGCGGAAAAAAGAGCAUACACAUAUGUUUCCGAAUAUAAGAGAUUGCCAGUUUAUAACUUCGGUCUUGGAAAACGAUGGGCCGACACUAACGAUGGCAAGCGAGGACGACCAUUUUCCUUCGGACUUGGCAAGAGAAUAAAACCGUAUAGCUUCGGUCUCGGCAAACGGAACGACAAUCAAUUCGAAUAUCAACCAUUGAGAAGGAGCCUAGAUUAUUUGCCUGUUGAAGCUUAUGACAGAUACUUAACACGAGAUAACGACGACGAUCAACUAUUGGAUUACAUUCAAGAAAAACGUGGCAAUCGCUUGUACAGUUUCGGUCUUGGAAAAAGAAAUUGGGACGUAUCACCAGCUGACGAUUCAAUGCCAAUUGGAAAACGACCGAACGAUGUAACCGGACAGAGAUACAUGUUUGGUUUAGGCAAGAGAAUGAUGGAGGAAGAGGAUACUGUACAAUAGAGAGAACAAGUUUCUCUUAAUCGUAUUAUUCGGUGACGUUACGCGCGAAUAUUGUUUCUCCUCUCUUUCAUCAUUGAUCCCACAUCUCUUCGGAUUACUGAUUAAUUAAAAAAAAAAAGAAAAAAUCCUAAUCGAGCAAAACAAAAAAAAAGAAAAGAUAUUAUAAAAGAAGAGAAGUUAAUAAAUUGAUUGCCCAUCAUCAUCUAUCCCAUUUCCCUUUUUUCUUUCCUUUCGAUCCUCUCAUUAUCCUUCGCGAGCGCGUUAGCCUUCGAAUUUAUGCUUUACAAAUUCAAAUACAUAUGUACAUACAUAGGAUAGAUGUAUUGGUGAAUGAUCGCUAUAAAAAAGAAAUAUAUUAAUGAUUGAACAAGUACGAUUAUAAAUGUCUAACUUUAUUUACUGAUAAUUUUUUAUUUUAUUCUUUAUAAAAUUUUAUUAAGUAAUUUUAUCUUUUUGAUUUUAUAUUUCAUGCGCUACAAUAUAAUCUACAUGUAUUGUUUGCAAUGUAUCAAUUAAUUCGUUUAAAUAAGAAACAUUAUUAUCCCGGAACGAUAACGUUCAUUUACUAAUACUCCCAUUCUAUGUGUGUACUCAAAAAAACAAAUUAUUUUAUUGAAAUCAUAGUUAUAGAAAGAGAGAGAGAGAGAGAGAGAGAGAGAGAGAGAGAGAGAGAGAGAGAGAGAGAGAGAGAGAGAUACUUGUCAUUUGCGAUCAUUGAGGAAUGAAAGAAGAAGAGAUGCACGCAUCCUUAUUAUUUUAUGUAAUAGAUCAUUAAAAAAUCAAUCGAAACUGAUGAUAACUAAAUCAUCAGGUCGUAUUGAAUAAUAUAAAGAAAAUCUCUCUUCAUAAUUGUUCCUAUUUUUUCAUUUUCAAAAGUAUUCGAUAUGCAUAUAGGUGUGUGUAUAUAUAUAUAUAUAUAUAUAUAUAUAUAUAUAUAUUCUUAUUCUUGUUUACAAUUGUUCAUUUAAAAAUAAAUUAAUAGUAAAAUACUUAAUGCAAAUAUAACGAAAUUGUCGUCAAUGUAAAUGAAAUAUGAGUUAUAAUAUCAAAGAAGAUUCAAUGAAUUAAUCAAGAAUCAAUUAAAAAUGAAUUGCGUGCAUCAUCUGAAACAUAAUAAAAAGGAAUCAUUUUACUUUAUAUCACAAAUAUUUCGUAAUUUUUAUUUGUUUAUUCGUAGUGCCAAAAAAAUAAAAAAUGAAAAAGAAGUAAAGAGAAAUAUCUAUAAUUGUAUAAUUGUAUUAACUUAUAUCUCCAGUGUCUAUAAUAAAUCUUAUAAUCUUCUCUCUAUAUAA